CGCGAAAUGGACUUGCAUAGGUUGACCACACCCCCCUCCUCGCCUCCUGCUGGGCAGCGGUCCAGAAGCCAUUUGCCGUCUACUCCGGAACGUGAAGGCAACAACUCACUCGGCAAGCCGUCAACCCCUCGUCACGGAGAGGCGACCAAUGCCAGUAAUGCCACUUUAACAUCGUCGACUGUGACCCUCUCAGCGUCACUGGCUUCCAGUACACUUCUGACAUCCUCUUCUUUCGAUACAUUUUCAUCAUUUGCUGCGCUUCAUAGAAAGGUUGUCAUUCGUGCGGAUCCUUCUGUAAACACUUGCUUUGAUCCCGCCGACAAAGAACUGUAUGACCUCUGGUCGCCGAAAAGGUGGUGCGGAGACUACUAGCUCUUUGCAUGAUUUUGUCCUGUUUUAUCGGCGGCCACUGUCCGCUCAGGGAAGGAGCCCUUGCAGCGGAUGCGUUUUCUUGUUGUCCUCUAAAAGCAUUCAUUCUCAAGCCAUCGUAUUUGGCAUGGAAUACCACUCGCUUCUCAAUCAAUUUCAACA
This is a messenger RNA of Laetiporus sulphureus 93-53, 531 nucleotides long. RefSeq lists its product as uncharacterized. The coding region runs from base 7 to 372 and encodes 121 amino acids. The record is from RefSeq and is a predicted model, not a curated record. NCBI's taxonomy places the organism in Eukaryota, Fungi, Basidiomycota, Agaricomycetes, Polyporales, Laetiporaceae. The transcript is spliced from 3 exons.